Messenger RNA from Hemibagrus wyckioides, 3171 nucleotides. Its product is annotated as zinc finger protein 436. The coding region runs from base 178 to 2469 and encodes 763 amino acids. Gene Ontology annotation, cellular component: nucleus. The transcript is spliced from 7 exons. The record is from RefSeq and is a predicted model, not a curated record. Gene Ontology annotation, molecular function: RNA polymerase II transcription regulatory region sequence-specific DNA binding; DNA-binding transcription factor activity, RNA polymerase II-specific. NCBI's taxonomy places the organism in Eukaryota, Metazoa, Chordata, Actinopteri, Siluriformes, Bagridae. Gene Ontology annotation, biological process: regulation of transcription by RNA polymerase II.
AGCAACAAAAGUGUUUUCUGGUUUGUGCAAGUGAUGUGUUUCUUUAUGUACGCUGCUUCGGUCAGCUUCACGACAAUUAGUAGUUAGUUAGUUAGUUAGUUAGCGGUCAGCUCUUAUGUGAUUCUGACCAUCGUGGAAAAAAUAAAACGCACACGUCGUUUCCUUUAUACGGACUUGAUGGAAAUGGCCACCUCGGAGGUCCAGCAGAAAACCGGUGCACUGCCCCUCUCUGCCCUGCGCCUCGUGGUGCCGCCGCUGCGCCUCAUGUCUGCUUUCCUCUGGCAAGUGGUUCAGCGCCGCAACGUUACUCAAUACGGCAAACUCGAGCAGUUUGUCAUGCUGGUGUCAGAAACAGUACCGGACAUCAUGAGUCAACAUCUGCUUAAUAAACUGGUCUUUCAUUUAAGGAAAAAGAUGAUAUUAGAGCUGUGUUUUAAAGACAGGACACCUGACGUAUGGAUCAUUCAGGCGCAUUUGGACACGCUACGCAACCUGACUCACAAAUGCAAGGACAUAGAGAGUGAAGUCAUGAAUAACAAAUUUAUAAAGAUGAUCCAUAACAUCUUGGAGGACACAGAUAAGAGGGAGAGCUUCCUGCAGAACGUUCUUCCUGUAGAGUAUGGAUCUGGAUAUGAUGCCGUCCUGCAGAGCUUAGCCUGGGAGUUUCUAACUCGAGUGGACGAACUCCUGCCUGUCCCCAACCUCAAAGAGACAGCCUCGUGGCUCUGUGGUGGUCUCUCUGCCAUGGAAGACAUCGUCCAGCCACUCUCUGACCCUGUGGAGCUACGGGAUGUACUACAGCAUUUCGAGACCAAAAGGACUAAAACCAGAAAUGAGCCAGUCUUGUCUUCAGCUUCCCUUCAACAAGAGAUGGUGUUGCCUGCCAGUUCUAUCCCGCAAGAGAAAAUCCUGCCUCCCUCAUCCAUUGCACAAGAAACCAUUAUUAUCGCACAAGCACUUAGUGAAAAUCAAUCUGAAUCUGACCGCGCAGCAGCCACUAUAAUGAGCCCCGCCCACAGUGACAACGAGGAGACAGAGCCUUUAGACAGCAUGACCACGGAGGUCGAGACAGAACUGCAAGAAGAGGCUGUUUACCAAGAGAACAGUACAGGGAUGUGCGAAGUCCAGCAGAUCUACCUCACUGCAGACGGCUCUACCGUUAUUGUUUCAGAAUUGGACAAUGGCGGAGAGGAAGCGUCUCAGCUGCAGUUUCUAGAACAGUCAGAUGCAGUGGACACUCCUGAGGUGAGGGAAAUAAGCAUGGAGGAGUGGAUCUCGGAAAUAGCAGGGAAAGUUCUUCCUCUGUCAGUCAUGCCUCCUUCCUCUAAUAUAGACAUCCUUGCAGAGGAAACGGCGUUCAUUCCCAUUAUUGAAAGACCCCCAUCUAUAAAGUCCAUCAUCAACAGAAAAAGCUCCCCUACUCAAGCAGCGGCCAGCAGAAAGGUGAUCACUGUCCCUGCAGAGUCUCAGGCGAACCUAGACACAGAUGAGAAGAAGCACACGUGUCGUGUGUGUAAGAAGGAGUUUCGUUACGAGUGCCAGCUGAAGAAUCACAUGCGCACACACACCGGAGAAAGACCGUUCCAGUGCUCCGACUGUGGCAAAAGCUUCCGGUGUCUCAGUUUCCUGUCCAGUCACAUCAAAACACACUCACUGUCCAGACCGUUUAAAUGCACGCAGUGUGCCAAGACCUUCCGCAAGAAAGCCGACCUCAUCAAGCACGUCCGCGUACACACUGGGGAGAAGCCGUACAAGUGCAAUAUCUGUAGUAAGAGCUUCUCACAGGGCUCGUACCUGAAGAUUCACCGCGAAUGUCACACAUCAGAAAACCUGCACCAGUGUCCACACUGUGAGAAAUUCUUCCCUACUGCGUUCAAGCUGGCGGUACACAUUCGCUACCAUUCGAUGGCGCGCUCCUACACGUGCAACGUCUGCGGUAAGAGCUUCAUCUACGCCAGCCUCCUAAGGAGACACAAGGGCUAUCACAUGGGUGAGCGCAAGUACCUGUGCACUAUAUGUGGCAAGUCCUUCGUGUACAUGUUUGACCUGAAGAAGCACCAGCGCAACCACGAGAAGCCUCGUGUGCGUAUCCCGUGCAGGUUGUGCCACAAGACGUUUGCGGGGCCAGAGAUGCUGCGCUGCCAUCUCCGCAUCCAUACAGGAGAGCGGCCCUUCGGCUGCAAGGUGUGCGGCAAAACCUUCUCGCAGAUCGGCAACAUGAAGAGGCACGAGCGCGUGCACACGGGCGAGCGGCCGUAUGUCUGUACCGAGUGCGGGAAGACCUACAAGCACUCGUCACACUUGAAAAACCACAUGCUGAACCACACAGGCGAGCGGCCGUGGCGGUGCGCACAAUGCGGAAAAAGCUUCAAGUUCCAAGGGCCAUUGAAGAAGCACGAACAAACGCACCUAGCUGAGCGGGCUGAACAAACCCGUGGGCGCAAGAGGCAUGAAAACAAAAAUCCUUAAAGGAUGUGGGCAGAAUUUCGACCUUUUGUUGUAUUAAAGGAAUUCUGAAUUCCAGUUUGAUGUAUAUUUAUAUAUAUAUAUAUAUAUAUAUAUCCAGAACCUGGAUCAGCUUUCCUGAAGGUCAGACCUUCUUGUAGGAACAUCGGAAAGGUCACGAUUUGGUGGCGUCUGGUUUAAAGGAAAUCGACGCUGAUCAUUGAGUGAGUUGAUUCACUUAAGAGUUAAGUGAAAGAUCAACAGUAAGAUGGGACUUGCCAUAGAAGUCUGGUGGCUCGUAACAAGUAUAAGGAUAAAUAUGCGUAUGUAAGAUAGAAUUUCAGUGUGAGAUUUAGGAGUAUUUCACAAGUGGGUGCUUUCAUACCUAGAAAUCAUAUUUUCAUAUUUGUUUUUUGUUUGUUGGUUUAAUUGGCACCAUUUCUUUAAAAUUAUGAUGAGAACCACCAGAAAUACUAAACCUAUUUUUGUAAUGAUCUGACAGACUUGUGUUGCACAGGAGAUAUUUCUUCUAUAAGGAACAAUGAUCAAGAUGUUAGUAAAUGAUCAAGAUAUUAGUAAUAUCCCAAACUCCUCAUGUGCUCCUUCAUGUGAUUCCUUUUCCAGAGUCUUCCUUUGAAGAAAAUAUUGAGGUGAUGUUAAAAAAAAAAACAAAAUCACACCUCACCAUGAUACAGAUAAUAAAAGAAAGCCUGUGGUUUAACAUUG